Messenger RNA from Anopheles coluzzii, 367 nucleotides. RefSeq lists its product as uncharacterized. The record is from RefSeq and is a predicted model, not a curated record. Lineage: Eukaryota; Metazoa; Arthropoda; Insecta; Diptera; Culicidae. Bases 69 to 296 code for a protein of 75 amino acids. The transcript is spliced from 2 exons.
UCGGACCAAAGGGCCAAAGGGCUUAAUAACACGUCCUCUUCUUUCUUCACCGCAGCUACUCGAAAAGCAUGUGCAACCUGUUCGAACUGCACUUCUUCAUCGUGUUCGGGUGCAUCUUCUUUCAGCUGGUCAGCAAUGUCGUGGUGAUUGUAUCGGUUCCCGAUUGGUAUCCCGGGUAUUUUCUGUUCAUCAUGCUAACAGUCCAGCUGUUCUUUAGCUGUGCAUUGGGAGAAACGUUCAACAUCAAGGUAAGGGUCGUGUAUGCGGUUUUGUGUAUCUCAAUGUCCUAUAAAUGAUCGUUUGCAUUGUGUUUCAUCAGAGCGAUGAGCUUACGGUGGCGAUCUACAACGUGCCUUGGUACAAUAUG